Molecule: messenger RNA, 573 nt
Organism: Impatiens glandulifera
Lineage: Eukaryota; Viridiplantae; Streptophyta; Magnoliopsida; Ericales; Balsaminaceae
Exons: 2
Coding region: 41-388 (115 amino acids)
Source: RefSeq, a predicted model, not a curated record
AUUAACAUUUAAGCCGAGAGAAAGAAAGGGUAACGUGAACAUGAGUGAGUUCAAUGUGAGGUCAUGGCCGGUAUUGGUGAUGCUUGUUGUGCUCAUUGUGGUCGGCGGGUGGGAGGUGAAAGUAUGUGGCGCCACGGGUCCCAGCCCGGGGCAGUGCCGGAGGCAGAGGAGAAUGACGAUAACCGCUUGCAAACCGGUGGUGUAUGGGAAGGCACCGUCCGCGUAUUGUUGCCACCGGGUGAGGGUGACCCAUGUGGACUGUGUCUGUCCUGAGAUAUCACCGAAGCUGGCUGAGCUUAUUGAUGUAGACAAAUUUGUGCACCUCAUUGAAGGAUGUGGAAGAAAGGUUCCUCAUAACUAUAAGUGUGGAAGUAUCAUUACUCCUUGAAGAUUGACCAAUUAAGUCUGAAUGCAUAUCAAAAUAUGGUUUUGGAUUAAUUGUAAUAGUUUUUUUUGUGUUAUUUAUGCAUGUGAUUUUUAAUAUUAUCUUGUAUGUUGAGGCUUGAUGUUAAAUGUGUCACUUUUGGAAGGUUAGUAAUUAAUUGAUCUUUAAUAAUCUAAACUUUUCCUCCA